Molecule: messenger RNA, 1803 nt
Organism: Marmota flaviventris (yellow-bellied marmot)
Lineage: Eukaryota; Metazoa; Chordata; Mammalia; Rodentia; Sciuridae
Gene: Snai1
Product: snail family transcriptional repressor 1
Biological process (GO): regulation of DNA-templated transcription
Molecular function (GO): DNA-binding transcription repressor activity, RNA polymerase II-specific; RNA polymerase II cis-regulatory region sequence-specific DNA binding
Source: RefSeq, a predicted model, not a curated record
CGUCCCCCGAGCACCUGCUUGGGGCGUGGCCUUUGGUGGAUGCGCGCCUCCGAUUGGUGCGGCGUUGACAAAGGGGCGUGGCGCUAGUGGCCCCGCCCCGAGGCUGGGGUAUUUAAAGGAGGCAGCGGGCUUCUUCACUCACAGCGCCGCUGCACGGCCUCGCGGGUGGUGUUCCCUGCGGCCCCUGCGCGACCCGGCGACCCCGGCUGCUUCAGCCACCAUGCCGCGCUCUUUCCUCGUCAGGAAGCCCUCGGUCCCUCGCCGGAAGCCCAAUUACAGCGAGCUGCAAGACUCUUCUCCCGAGCUCACCUUCCAGCAGCCCUACGACCAGGCCCACCUGCUGGCUGCCAUCCCGCCUCCUGAGGUCCUCAACCCCACCGCCUCGCUGCCCACCCUCAUCUGGGACUGUCUCCUAGCGCCCCACACGCAGCCCAUUAGCUGGGCCUCCCUGCAGCCCCAGGAGAACCCCCAGGCAGCAGAGCUGACCUCCCUGUCUGAUGAGGACAGUGGGAAGGGCUCGCAGCCCCCCAGCCCACCCUCUCCAGCUCCUUCCUCCUUCUCUUCCACCUCCGCUUCUUCCCUGGAGGCUGAGGCCUACAUUGCCUUCCCAGGCUUGGGCCAACUGCCCAAGCAACUGGCUCUGCUCUCCGUGGCCAAGGACCCCCAGUCUCGCAAGGCUUUCAACUGCAAGUACUGCAACAAGGAAUACCUCAGCCUGGGCGCCCUCAAGAUGCACAUUCGGAGUCACACUCUCCCCUGUGUCUGCGCAACCUGUGGGAAGGCCUUCUCCAGGCCCUGGCUGCUGCAGGGCCAUGUCCGGACCCACACUGGUGAGAAGCCCUUCUCCUGCCCCCACUGCAGCCGGGCCUUCGCUGACCGCUCCAACCUGCGCGCCCACCUGCAGACCCACUCAGACGUGAAGAAGUACCAGUGCCCGAGGUGCGCCCGCACCUUCUCCCGCAUGUCCCUGCUGCACAAGCACCAGGAGUCGGGCUGCUCGGGUGGCCCCCGCUGAGCCUGCCACCGCCCCAGCUGCCUCCCCCAUCCAGGAGGAAGGCGCCCCAUCCGUCGCCCCGCCACGGAAGCCGCCGAUGCCUGGCUGCGACGCCCCCGUGGACUUUGCAGGCUGCUGACUGGUGUUGCGCCCCGGGGGCCUCAUGGGCUUUGAAGGAGGCCUCUCCGGGCCUUCCUGUGGACAGUGGACCGAAGGUGGCCUUGGAGCUGCUUCCUGGGCCUUCCCCAGUUGGCCUCUGGGCUCGUGUCUCCAGAGCUGUGUGGAUUCAGCUGCUGAGCAACAGGACAGAGCGGACAGAUGGAGCUCCCCCACCCCACUUAGGAGACUGCUCCCCUCCCUGUGCUCCCCACAAGGAACCCUCCACCACCUUCCAGAGGUGUGACUGACUAUGCAACAAUCCCGCCCCCACGCACAUCUGUGGGGCACUGGAGGGCGGCUUCGAACACAAGGAUGGACCGGAGGACACUCGAGAUGCCCCUGGCCCUGGGCAGCUAUUUAGCCUCCUGUUUGUCCUGGUGACACCUGCUUCACGGGCAAUUUAACAAUGUCUCAAAAGGGACUGUGAGUAAUGGCCUUGCCUGUUGGACUGAGUAGGGUGCUUCGGCCUGACCAGUUUGUCUCCCAGAAUGUUCCGGGGCCCUGACAGGCAGGCCUACAAGGACGAUGUUUACAUUUUUAAAGGUACACUGGUGUGUAUAUUGCAAGUGACAUUUUGUAUUAAGGAAACAUUUUGUAUAGUUAUAUAUACAGUUUAUUGAUAUUCAAUAAAGGCAUUAAUUUAUAUAUUA